This is a messenger RNA of Gryllus bimaculatus (two-spotted cricket), 716 nucleotides long. NCBI's taxonomy places the organism in Eukaryota, Metazoa, Arthropoda, Insecta, Orthoptera, Gryllidae. The record is from the annotation of a GenBank genome assembly.
AAAGCUAAAAUGGCGGGCGCGGAGUCAUUCUUAUUUCGUCUUUGAGAGAGUGAACUUGGAUGAAUUUCAGAGUCCGCACUGCAUCACCCGACACGUUCAGUUUGCAUUAAAAUACACUUCGGUCCCCUUAUUACUCACUGCUUAGUUCAGUCUGCUGCAGUGGAUCCGAGUAGAAGGUCCGUUAUUGUCUCUGUUUGCGAUUCUACCUUCUUCGUUGUCGAACGAAAGUGCUGCUGGAGAUGCCCACCUGUUGUGUACGCUAUUGCACUAAUAGGAGUGGCAAUAUAGGUAGUGGGCAGUUCAAAUAUUUUUAUUUUCCUAAAGAUCCAGAGUUGAGAAAGAAAUGGAUGAUGGCAUGUGGGAAAAAUGAAGCUACAUAUAAUGCGAAUCACGGCAGAAUAUGUCAUCAACACUUUGAGGACGAAUGUUUUGAGCAAGAAAGUAUUGAAACCUCAGAUGGUGUUGGGAAAGUCAACAGAUACAGGUUGAAACUGAUCCCAGGAUCAAUACCCACGAAACUGUUGGUUUUAAAAAAAGCUCGCAAAGAAAAGCCUCGUGAAAGAAUCCCUCUUUAUACUUACAAUGGACUUGUGUCUGCUUUAAGAAAAUCAUCCAAUUCUAGUGAUCCUUCAGAAGCAACAUCAGCUGCAAUUGAUCAUAAUUACAUUGCUACUUUGGAACCUACAGAACCUCAGAUUUCAGAAUGUUUCAUUUAU